Glycine soja is the source of this 1683-nucleotide messenger RNA. RefSeq lists its product as uncharacterized. NCBI's taxonomy places the organism in Eukaryota, Viridiplantae, Streptophyta, Magnoliopsida, Fabales, Fabaceae. The coding region runs from base 1 to 1683 and encodes 560 amino acids. The record is from RefSeq and is a predicted model, not a curated record. The transcript is spliced from 2 exons.
AUGGCGGAACACGGAACCCGCCGCACCACCACCGACCGCCUGGAAGAAGCCAUUGCUGCCCUCUCCGAGAGACAUUCUGACCUUGCCAACAAAGUCGAGGCCAUGUGCGAACGUCUCUCACACGUCUCCCACCCCACCCGGCCAUCAACUCAACCUUCGUUUUCCUCCAGACCACCUGUCAAGCUGGAUGUCCCCCGAUUUGACGGCCAUCAUCCACUAGGUUGGAUCUUCAAAAUCUCGCAGUUCUUUGAGUAUCAAGGAACCCCGGAGGAAGAACGCAUUACAGUGGCCUUUUUUUACCUUGAUGGGCCAGCACUCAGCUGGUUCCAAUGGAUGUUCAAGAAUGGAUUCAUCACAUCGUGGCCGGCGAUACUCCAGGCAAUCGAGGCCCGCUUUGCUCCUUCAUUCUACGAUGACCCACGAGGAAAUUUGUUCAAGUUGAUCCAAAAGGGCUCAGUGACGGAGUACCUCACUGAAUUCGAGAGGUUAGCUAACCGAAUCACCGGCCUUUCCCCUUCAGUGUUGCUUAGUUGCUUCAUCUCCGGCUUAAGCCCGGAGAUCAGACACGAAGUACAAGCUUUUCAACCCAUCUCGUUACCCCAAGCCACCUCGUUAGCUCGUCUUCAAGAAGACAAAAUAAAUGAUCGUAAGAAACACUAUUACUGGCCUUCCUCUUCAUUUCCACCACCACAACCACCCUCCUCACAUCCAAACAGCAACCACCAACCUAAACCCAAGACCCCUUUCAUCCAGAGAACUCAAGAGGACAUGGCCUACAGGCGUGAAAAGGGCCUAUGUUAUAAUUGCGAUGAGAAAUGGAGCUCCUCGCACAGGUGUAAGGGACGCGUCUUGCUUCUCAUCGCUGAUUCUGACGAGUCCUCGCCGACGGAAUCAUCCUUCGAUGUACAGGCGCCCACAAUACCACUCGAACCUAACCUAGACCCACUUGAACCUCACUCAACCUUUGACCCAACCACGUAUCAACCUCAUAAUAGCCUCCAUGCCAUGGCAAGAGUUCCUGCUACGGACACCUUUCGUCUCUACGGUUCCAUUAACAGCACAUGCGUCACUAUCUUAAUCGAUAGCGGGAGUAUGCAUAACUUCAUUCAACCACGACUCGCCAAGUUCUUCAACCUACCCCUCAAAGACACUGUCCCUCUCAGGGUAAUGGUAGGGAAUGGCUCAGUCAUGGAUUACAGGCAAUUGUGUGCCGAUACGAAGCUUCUAGUCCAGGAACAUGCGCUCACGGUCACCUUGCGUGUACUUCCGGUAAGUGGAGUUGAGGUGGUCCACGCAUCGAAUGGCUUCGCACCUUGGGCCCUAUCAUCACCAACUACUCUUCCUUCACCAUGCAAUUCUCGUACGAAGGCAAGCCUAUCAAUCUUCACGCAGAUGUUCAGACGGACUCUAGCCCCGCCUCAACAAACCAAGUCAGACGAAUGCUUUCCACCAGUUCAACUUCAGCAACCUUCAUCUCCACCUCCUUCCCGACAACACGACCACCAUAUUAAUAUCCUUCCUACAGCUAACCCCAUCAACGUGCGCCCGUAUAGGUAUCCCCAUUUCCAGAAGACGGAGAUCGAGCGUCAAGUCACAGCUCUGUUGGACUCCGGUCUCAUCCGGCCAAGCCGCGGUCCAUUUUCUUCUCCAGUAUUGUUGGUGAAGAAGAAAGAUGGUGUGUAG